Trypanosoma grayi is the source of this 909-nucleotide messenger RNA. RefSeq lists its product as hypothetical. Lineage: Eukaryota; Euglenozoa; Kinetoplastea; Trypanosomatida; Trypanosomatidae. The coding region runs from base 1 to 909 and encodes 302 amino acids. The record is from RefSeq and is a predicted model, not a curated record. The transcript has a single exon.
AUGCGCCGUCUUCUCUGCGUAUUGGCCCUCACGCUGCUCAGCAGUUACUUGGGCGUGACGGCAGCGGAGGCCGGUCCUCCUGCUGAUAGUCCCCGUGACAAAUCAGUGGAGGAUGCACGAGCGCGUCUUGAAAAAAUUACGGGUAUGGUUUUGCCUCCUUUCCAACGCUCUUCGGGCCCGGGUGAACGCCGUCAAGGUGGAGGUCAGCAGCGUCGUCAACGGCCUGGCAUGUCGCCUCAAUCUGACAAUCCUGGCUUCGAUUACCGUCCUCGGACUUCCGGUACUAGGGGCGCCCCCUCUUCCCGCGCGCCCUCCUUGGAUGAGCAUAAGGCACAGCUACAAACAAAUAACGGGAUAGCUAAUGCUAGUAAACCAGAGCCGGGGAUGCCACCAGAUGCGCCUGGCACAUUCCCGUCACCACCAAGCCCACAUACAGCCCCAUCGCUACCCCCUAACACAUUAUCUGGCGAACAGCGACGUGGCCCAGAAGCGCCUCCAGGACAGAGUGACGACCCAUCACAACUACCAAGCACCAAUCCGAAACAACAAGACGCCGGCAAAGGAGCAGUGAGCGGAGGACUGGUACAUGUGUCUCGAUCAGACGGGCCUGUGCCACCUCAAAUAAAUUCACAGGGCCAGGAGAACACAAUGACCCCGCUGCAGACUGCAAGGAAGGCAGCUAGCAACUCGCCAAGGUUUGCCAACUCGACAGAGGCUGAAGCUGCGAGGACAGAGGAUAAGGUCCACGCUGCAUUGAGGCAGGCGGGAGAAGCAGCGACGAAGGCCUGGAACGCAUGGACGGAGGCUGACAGGGCAGUGAAGCGUAUUGAAAAGGCCAAGACGGGGGCUGAGCAGGNGAAGCAGCGACGAAGGCCUGGAACGCAUGGACGGAGGCUGACAGGGCAGUGA